AUGGUGCUCCUAUCCUUGCUCCCCUUGCUGGCAAGCGCCGCCGCCCAGCCUAUCGGCCACGACAACCCCAACUAUUACAAGAACGCCGGGGUCCUGCAGCAUGUCAACCCGAUGAUCGGGACCUACGGGACCUCUCCCAACGGCAAUGGCGGGAUGAUCCCAUCGGUCUCGGUGCCCUUUGGAAUGACUCGCUGGACGCCUCAGACGCGUGAGAACUUCAUCUCUCAGGUCCCCUACGGCGCAGGGGAUCGCUUGAUACAUGGGUUCCAAGCGACCCACCAGCCUGCGAUCUGGAUGGGCGAGUCUGGUCAGAUUGUCCUGACCCCGGGCAUGGGCGAUGUGCAACCCUUGUUUCAGAACCGCGGCCUGGCCUUCCGAAAGAGCGAUGAACGCAGCACCGCCUAUGUGUAUGAGGUCCUCCUGGAUGCGACGCAGCUGAUGGACCGGGACUGGAAUGCUACGGCCGAGGCCGCUGGAGAUGGUCCGGAUCCUGGUGGCGCCGGUUCAGUCCCGAGUGAUGUGGAGAGCGGUAGCAAUGGGCGGACAAGGAAACGUCAAGUGCAGCAGGAUAUCCUGGAGGCUCGAGCUUCCGACAAGACAGACUAUCACCACUCAAUCCAGGUAGAUAUCACAUUCCAUCGUGGCCUGAAAAGUCGCUACUCCCAGGAACAGUGUUUGUUAACAGACCUGAAGGCCGCGCUAUCUGCCAAAUCCCAUGCUGGCCAUCUCCGGCUAGACUUUCAGGAUCAAAAAGAUUCCCCUCCCAGCGAGAAGCUUGAGCCAUGGGUCUUUGUCGAAGUUUCUCGGAAGAACUGGACAGGUGAUGUCCAUAUCGAUGCUGAUCGUAAGGAAAUCUACGGAUAUAACACAGAGAGACAAGACUAUCUUCUUGGGCCAGACCAUGCCCGGUCAUUCAAGGGCUUUUUUGUCUCCCGAUUCUCUGAGUCCUUUGCAUCAUACGGAGUGACCAACGGGAACAAUAGCGAGGCCGGGAACCAAAGACACGGCAAUUUCACUGGGGCCUACGUCAAAUUCCGGAAAGACACCACUCGCGUGGAGGUCCGGACGGGUGUUUCCUAUGUUAGCAUUGAGCAGGCACGUAGGAACCUGGAUAUUGAGAUUCCGGACGGUUCAUCUCUCGAGGAUACAGUGGAGGACGUGAAGCAAUCUUGGCUCGAGAAACUCGGCCGUGUAGAAAUCGAAGGCGUCAAUCAAACUGAUGCGGAUCAUGACCCUCGCAUGAUCUGGUACACCAGUUUAUUUCACUCCCUACAGUACCCAAAUGACUUCUCGGAGCCGCUUUUCGCAGACAACGAUUCCCCACGAGUGUUCUACUCCGGAUACACUGACAGUUUUCAUACCUCCAAUGACUCUUAUUACCAGUCGUGGUCGAUUUGGGAUACGUACCGCGCGGAACACUCGGUGCUGACUCUUUUUGCACCAGAGCGAGUGAAUAGCAUGAUGCGAUCGUUGCUUCAGAUCUUUGACUGGUCGGGGUGGCUGCCCAUGUGGGCGAACAUGGUUGAGACGAACAUCAUGAUAGCCACAAACGCAGAUGCCGUCCUGGCAAAUGCACUCGAACGAGGAUUCCGCGAUUUCGACAUCUCGAAGGCUUGGGAUGCUGUCAGGAAAGAUGCUUAUACCCCGCCCGAUCGAGACACGGAACUGCUAUACUAUGAUCGUGAACCAUUCACCCCCAACGAAGUGCGAGCAGGUCUAACAGCUUACAUGGAGCAAGGAUGGGUUUCCAAUGACGACUGGUCCGAGUCCGCGAGCAGAACUCUAGACUACUCCUUCGACGAUUAUGCAUGCUCGGUUGUCGCAAGCCACGCUGGAGCUGAACCGAAUGCCAUUGAUGCCCUGCGUGCCCGCAGUGGCAACUACAAGCACAUCUGGAACAACGAGACCCAGUUUAUGCAGGCCCGCAACGCCAAUGGUACCUGGGCGAACAAUACCUGGGGAUGGACUGAGGGUGAUGACUGGGUCUACACAUUUGAUGUCAUGCACGAUGUACAGGGCCUAACUGAACUAUUCGGGGCACCCGAGGUCAUGGCGAAGAAAAUGGAUUCCUAUUUCCAGGACGGCCACAAUGACCAGACGAAUGAACCCAGCCACCAUGUUCCGUACCUCUACUCGAUCCUGGGCUACCAUGACCGAGCGGCCGAGACUUUGCGGGAGAUUUCCUGGGCCAAUUAUAACGCGACAAGCGGUGGACUCGGUGGCAAUGAAGACCUGGGUCAAAUGAGUGCCUGGUAUCUCUUUACGGCUCUGGGAUUCUACCCUGUGAAUCCUGCUAGUGACGAAUACAUCGUUGGAACUCCCUUCUUCGAGAAGGUGUCCAUUCGCUUGCCCACCGGAGCCGCCACCGGUGGCCAGGUGACAAACAGAGCCGAGAAAGUUCUUGUCAUCAGCGCACCUGGAGCGCCCUCCAAGCCAUAUGUUCAAAGCCUCAAGGUUAAUGGGAAGGAUAUUGACUUGCCUAUCUUGAAGCAUCGUGACAUUGUCACAGCGACUAGCAUCGAGUUUGAAAUGAGUGAAGCCCCGACAGCCUGGGGGACACAGCCUGUUUGGCUGUAA
Molecule: messenger RNA, 2577 nt
Organism: Penicillium argentinense
Lineage: Eukaryota; Fungi; Ascomycota; Eurotiomycetes; Eurotiales; Aspergillaceae
Product: GH92 family glycosyl hydrolase
Exons: 1
Coding region: 1-2577 (858 amino acids)
Biological process (GO): glycoprotein catabolic process; protein deglycosylation; protein quality control for misfolded or incompletely synthesized proteins
Cellular component (GO): nucleus; cytosol
Molecular function (GO): peptide-N4-(N-acetyl-beta-glucosaminyl)asparagine amidase activity; carbohydrate binding
Source: RefSeq, a predicted model, not a curated record